UUUAAUCUCAAACGACAACAAAUUUCAAAUAAUCACACGAUUUGGGACGAUCCAACACGUUCGGCUCAGCUUAGCUCAGGUCACUCGAAAGAGAGGAAAACCCGGCACCUGAGCCUGUACCGGAGAACUCUUUUACCGUCGCGAAGAAGACGAUACACAGCUCGAGAAAUCGCUUCUUCCUCGAUUUCAAAUCCAGAAGAAGAGAAACGAUAAAGGCAGCGACGAAAUGUCGGUACAAGAGUAUCUGGACAAGCACAUGCUUUCUAGGAAAAUUGAGGACGCCGUCAAUGCCGCCGUUAGGGCCAAGACUUCUGAUCCGGUCCUCUUCAUCUCGAACCAUAUGAAGAAAGCGGUUCCUUCAGUGAUCACGAAGGUAAAAGCUAGACAGAUCCUCGAUAGCCGAGGAAUUCCGACUGUUGAAGUGGACCUUACCACUAACAAAGGAAUGUUUCGUGCUUCAGCUCCUAGUGGAGAUUCUUCUGGAAUGUAUGAGGCUGUUGAAUUGCGUGAUGGUGACAAGGGAUUGUAUUUGGGAAAUAGUGUGAAUAGAGCUGUUAAGAAUGUCAAUGAAAAAAUAUCUGAAGCACUAAUUGGCAUGGACCCAACACUUCAAUCCCAGAUUGAUCAAGCCAUGAUAGACCUUGAUAAGACAGAAAAAAAGGGUGAACUUGGAGCAAAUGCCAUACUAGCUGUGUCAAUUGCUGCAUGCAAAGCCGGGGCAGCAGAAAAGGAGGUUCCACUCUACAAACACAUUGCUGAUCUUUCUGGAAAAACCAAUUUGACUCUUCCUGUCCCUGCUUUCACUGUUAUUAGUGGAGGGAAACAUGCUGGGAACAGUUUAGCAAUUCAGGAAAUCAUGAUUCUCCCCAUCGGAGCAAUCAGGUUUGAAGAGGCAUUGCAAAUGGGCUCUGAGACUUAUCAGCAUUUGAAGGUUGUUAUUACAGAAAAAUAUGGUGCACAUGGAUGUAACAUUGGUGAAAAUGGUGGUUUUGCUCCAGACUUCUCCAGUAUUAAAGAAGGCUUGGAUCUUGUAAAGGAGGCUAUCAACAGAACAGGGUAUAAUGAGAAAAUAAAGAUAGCAAUUGAUGUUGCUGCUACUGAUUUUUGCAUAGGAACAAAGUAUGACCUGGACUUCAAAUCUCCAAAUAAGUCGGGACAAAAUUUUAAGUCGGGGGAACAUAUGAUUGACAUGUACAAAGAACUCUGUAUUGAGUACCCAAUUGUCUCAAUUGAGGAUCCGUUUGACAAGGAGGAUUGGGAAAACAUCAAGCAAUUUUCAAGCCUUCAACUUUGUCAGGUUGUAGGGGAUGACUUGUUGAUGUCAAAUUCAAAACGUAUUGAGCGGGCAGUAAAUGAAUCCACUUGCAACGCUCUUCUUCUCAAGAUAAAUCAGAUUGGGACUGUUACAGAAACUAUUGAAGUGGUAAAGCUCGCAAAGGAUGCCCAAUGGGGAGUUGUUACGUCUCAUAGAUGUGGUGAAACUGAAGACUCUUUCAUUGCUGAUUUAUCUGUCGGCCUUGCCACUGGUCAGAUCAAAUCAGGUGCUCCUUGCAGAGGAGAGCAGCUAGCAAAGUACAAUCAGUUGCUUCGUAUUGAAGAAGAGCUUGGAGAUCAUGCAAUUUAUGCUGGUGAAGAUUGGAGGCAAUGAUCCCAAUUGGUAUCAUCAGGUUCCAUCACCACAAGUCUUUAGAAGUACAUGAUAUUGACAAAAUCAUAAAUCUUCACAGUUUUGCAUUUCUGCUGCUGGGUGUUUUCAUUUUGGUUGAUUAAAGCAUUUGCGGAGUGUAAUCAAAUAUUGGAAUUUGUAAAACGUGUUCUUUAAAAUAUGAAAUAAUAUUGAACUUUUUGUUCUCAUA
This is a messenger RNA of Cannabis sativa, 1856 nucleotides long. RefSeq names its product cytosolic enolase 3. Gene Ontology annotation, molecular function: magnesium ion binding; phosphopyruvate hydratase activity. The transcript has 13 exons. Gene Ontology annotation, biological process: glycolytic process. Lineage: Eukaryota; Viridiplantae; Streptophyta; Magnoliopsida; Rosales; Cannabaceae. Gene Ontology annotation, cellular component: phosphopyruvate hydratase complex. Bases 227 to 1648 code for a protein of 473 amino acids. The record is from RefSeq and is a predicted model, not a curated record.